UUGAGGGCUCAUUAUAAUGUAGUCGCUUCGAUCCAGGCAUUAGGCACGAGGCAGUUCAGACUUCAUGUACAUGUAUUUGUGAUCGUCAAAUUGAGCACGUUAACAGUAUAACCCUAUUGUGUAUUAAGCCUGUCAGCUGUUAACUAUUGAGACUGAAUUCAAGAUGAGCCAGAAAGAUGUUGCAAAGGAAACCUUCACGCUCUAUAAUCCUCUCCCGCGUAAACUGCAGAAGGACAAAACACUCCUUCAGGUGCCCAAAGAUCCCAAGGAGUUUGUGACUAGUUUCUUGAGAGCAGUUACUCCCAGGAGACGAGAUGAGCAGCUGGAAAAGUUAUCUUCUCGGAAAGAAAUGGUGAUGGAUGCAAUUAAGUCAAGGAGGAAGUCAGAACGAAGACGAGGAAGAAAGAAGAAAGCCUUGAGUAGUAUACAGAAGAAACAGCUGAACAUGAAAGAUAUUCCUCCAGAGCUACAAAAAUAUGAGAUGUAUGAGCCCUUACAUCAGCUAUGGUUGGAUUACAUGAGGGACAGUCUACAACUCAAACAUCCAACAGUCACUGCUGAACAUCUGCAUAUUAAGUUAUUACGAUGUGAUCUACAUGGAAGUAUCAUGACAGUAACCAAGUCCAAGUGUCCAUCAUAUAUUGGCCAAUCUGGCAUUGUUGUACAGGAAUCCAGAAAUGCAUUCAAGAUGAUAACCAAAGCGAAUUCUCUUAAAACUAUACCAAAAGCAAGUACAAUCUUUACGAUGACAAUUGACAAUCUGGUCAUCAACAUCUAUGGCAAUCAUCUCAGGUACAGAGCAGGAGAUAGAGCCAACAGGAAAUUCAAGAUCAAACCAACCAUAGAUUUAUAGAGAAAUGGGUAAAUAAUGUGGACAAUGAAUGGAAACUUCUUAUUGUGCUAGUAUACAAGGGACUGAUCUGAGAAGUGUGUAUAAGCAAGCUUCCAAUAUAGUCUGCUCAAAAAACAGUCGUCUCUACACUGCACAUUGAUUGAGAAACUAGAGCAUUGAGGUUUGGGCAUAACAUAUUUUGUCUCUGAGUAAAUAUUUAACUAUAUCAAUAAAAAUGUUAAGCAAUGCUAUAAAACUAUUUCCAAGGAUGGAUUUGUACCGGGGAGAUGUUAAUUAA
Molecule: messenger RNA, 1130 nt
Organism: Acanthaster planci (crown-of-thorns starfish)
Lineage: Eukaryota; Metazoa; Echinodermata; Asteroidea; Valvatida; Acanthasteridae
Gene: pop4
Product: POP4 homolog, ribonuclease P/MRP subunit
Biological process (GO): rRNA processing; tRNA 5'-leader removal
Cellular component (GO): ribonuclease MRP complex; ribonuclease P complex
Molecular function (GO): ribonuclease P RNA binding
Source: RefSeq, a predicted model, not a curated record